Molecule: messenger RNA, 1201 nt
Organism: Helianthus annuus (common sunflower)
Lineage: Eukaryota; Viridiplantae; Streptophyta; Magnoliopsida; Asterales; Asteraceae
Exons: 8
Coding region: 1-1113 (370 amino acids)
Source: RefSeq, a predicted model, not a curated record
AUGUCUGAUUACAUGAAUGGUAAGGACCGCGAAGAUCAUGUGGUUCUUCUUGUGCAUUUUGGCACGGUAAACAUCUAUCAAGAAAAAGUUGGCCUUACCAAUAUGUUUGAAGCAAGUCGUCUUUUCAUGAAUUCUGAUAUUGAUGAGAUAAGAGAGUUCAAAGAAAGGUAUGUGGAGAAGGAGUUUUCUCAGUCGUCUUCCAGUAAACACUCAUGUUCUCAAGUGAUAUCCAAUGUUGAAGAACAGUUUUUAAAUGCUGGUGACUUUGUGUUCAAUGCUUUCAUUUCUUCCAUUGAAGUGGAAAAGAAGGUUGUCAUCGUUGGUACUGUUAUUGCAAUAUCAAAUAAUAAGCCUUGGUACUAUUUAGCAUGCAAUCAUUGUAAGAAACAAAUUGAAGAGAGAUCUCAGCUGGUUGAAAAAGAGGAUGGCAGCUUUGACGUUUUAGAUCAGAAUAUCAUUGAGUGUUCAAACGGUGAUUGCGAGGCUGUUGACAUUACCCCUAUUCAUCGAUACAAGAUACCUCUAAGGGUUCAGGAUUCGACAGGGACUGUGUCUUGUACGUUGUUUGAUUAUGAAGCUAUUAAGCUUUUUAAGAAAACCGCCAAACAACUCCUGGAUGUGUAUACAAAGGUUGACAGUUCGAUUGAAGGAGGCUUUCAAACACUUCCAGCUGAGUUUGAUACGCUGAUCAACAGAAAGUUUGCUUUUCAAAUCAAAGUUUCCAGUUAUAACAUUGCUAACCAGUCGGAAAACUAUGGUAUUUCUAUGUUAUCUUCUGACGAUGACAUACUCUCAGCGCUAGAGAAAAAAUGGAAAAUUAACGAGGUUGAUCAGUCUGAGUCAAAUGUUCAAUCACUGUCUGAUUCGGUCAGUAAUGUAAAAUUCAUAUCUAAGGAAUCACAAUCUGUAAUUGGUGACAAUGUUACACCAGAACAUGUUGAUGUUGCCGAUCAUGGUCAGUCAAAGUUGGAAAACGUCAAACGUAACCUUCAAGAAGUUUAUGAUGUUGAUGCUGUUGACAGUUCUUCAAGUAAACGUCCGAACAUUCCGGGUGAUGUUGAAAUAAAAGAUGCUAUCAAGUUUGACCUCAUCACUCCAAAGUUAGAGAAAUGAAGGAAUCUGCCCUUGGUCUAGAUUUGAAUUUCCAUUUUACAUAUUUUUAAGACUUAUGAGUUGGAAUAAGGCAUUAUAUGCUAUUGAU